Molecule: messenger RNA, 2528 nt
Organism: Rhineura floridana
Lineage: Eukaryota; Metazoa; Chordata; Lepidosauria; Squamata; Rhineuridae
Gene: ECHS1
Product: enoyl-CoA hydratase, short chain 1
Exons: 1
Coding region: 761-1642 (293 amino acids)
Biological process (GO): fatty acid beta-oxidation
Cellular component (GO): mitochondrion
Molecular function (GO): enoyl-CoA hydratase activity
Source: RefSeq, a predicted model, not a curated record
GCUCCGAGUAGGACGCUACGCGUGAGGGGCAAGGCUCGGGGAAGUAUAUGAGAAUCGUUAUGCAAGCAGGUGUCGUUAUAGUGCUAUGGAAUGAAAUUACCGUGUUUUCUCCCUAAAAUGACUUUCCCCUCACUAGAUAAGGCUGUACCACCUUGUUUGGCUCUUAUAGGGCUUUGUAUAAGGUGCUUUAUAGGGUUAUUAAAAAGAGAAGCCAGUCAUUCGAUGUUGAAUUAGUCUGUUGCACAGUCUUUAAAAGCAGGGGAACCUUGCUCCUUCCUCCUAAUUUUUGUUAAAAAUAGCAUGUCGCUUAAUUUUUAACGUUUUAUUUUUGAAGCACUACCACAAAAGGAAACCUCCGUAACGUGCGAUGCAAGAGAGAGAUAACCCUGGCAGAUUUCAAUGCGGCUUUCUCAAAGGAGAGCAUGUUGCGCUUUCGUGCCUUUAAAUCUAUGCAGCAGCUACGAGAUCAAUAGGUGAAGCUUUCCCAUCGUUGUAUGAAAAUGUGUCGAACUUCCAUAUAUAUUUGCCCAAGUUUCUAAAAUAUUCGGGGCGGGGAGAAGGAGUACAAAUCAAUGCACUACAACGAAAGAAAGUCUCGAAUUCAGUCUGUUUUUGUGACCCCCCUUCCCCUUUUUAAAAACACAACCAGUUCCUGACCCUCACAUGGCGGUUGCUACCAACUGGGAACCGAAAGUGCUGUUGAAGAACUAUUAAGGCUAUUUCCCCCGACAGACACACACGCACACACACCCUUCCAAGCAUGGCUGCUGCUUGCGUCCUUCGCCACCUGGUCCGCCUGCCUUCGGCAGCUGCGACCGUGGCCGCCUCGCUGCCUCCUCGCCGUUUCCUCGCGGGGGCCGCUCAGUUCCAGUACAUCGUGGUGGAAAAGAAAGGGGCCAAGCAGAACGUGGCCGUCAUCCAGCUGAACCGCCCCAAGGCAUUGAACGCGCUCUGCGACGGGCUGAUCAACGAAAUGAACCUGGCCCUGGACUCUCUGGAGCAAGACCCGGGCGUGGGCGCCAUUGUUAUCACCGGCAGCGAGAAGGCCUUUGCCGCUGGGGCAGACAUCAAAGAGAUGCAGACCAGGACCUUCCAGGAGUGCUACGGGGGCAACUUCCUGGCUCACUGGAACAGAGUCUCCAGCGUCAGGAAGCCUGUCAUUGCCGCUGUCAACGGUUACGCUCUUGGGGGUGGCUGCGAGCUCGCCAUGAUGUGUGACAUCAUUUAUGCUGGGGAGAAAGCACAGUUUGGGCAGCCAGAGAUCCUUCUGGGAACCAUUCCGGGGUCUGGCGGGACGCAGAGGCUGACCAGGGCUGUGGGCAAGUCGCUGGCCAUGGAGAUGAUCCUCACUGGGGAGCGAAUCUCCGCUCAGGAGGCCAAAGGGGCAGGUCUGGUCAGCAAAGUCUGCCCUGUGGAGAAGCUGCUUGAUGAAGCCAUCAGCUGCGGCGAAAAGAUUGCGAAGAACUCUAAGCUGGUGGUGGCGAUGGCCAAGGAAGCUGUGAAUGCAGCCUUCGAGAUGACGUUAACAGAGGGCAAUAAAAUGGAGAAGAGGCUAUUCCAUGCUACCUUUGCUACGGAUGACAGAAAAGAGGGAAUGAGCGCCUUUGUGGAGAAGAGAGAGGCAAACUUUAAGGACCACUAAAUCAUCCUAUAGAAGCCGCUGAUAACACACAGAGUGUCAUGGGGAUGUGUGGCUGGCUGACAAUUGGCUGGUUGAAGAAAUCAUGGCUGUGUUUAUCCAGUCUGCCCAGUUGGCCUCUUCCAGGCGCCAUCUCUCUGCCACAAGAGGCCUUUAAGUGCAAAGUCUGUGCCUUUUACUUGCCAGGAAGAUGAUGUGUCUCAUGGAUAUAGGGUGAUUUGAGCAUGUGAAAUUCUAGCGAUCAGUUUAUUUGUAAGAAAAUAAUUGGAAAUACUUUACCGUCUCCAAUUCUCAUUAAAUCAGCUGUUGGAGAAUGACCCUGUCUGAAGAUACUGUGGAUUACAUAGUUAUCUGUUACCACUUUCCCUUUUGUCUGCAUUUUUUGGUUGUCAUAAAUGACCCUGAAACAGCAGUGCCAGAUGUAGGAAAUGUUACUCACGCGCACAUAAGACUGUAAGCCUUUUCCUCCAGCUCAGAUUGCACAUUCUUCCUCCACAAUGGGAUGGGUGAAGGAAGGUGUGUCAAUGCUAUCUUCCUCCUAGGCUUCUAGCUCCUGUGUGCUUUGGGAGAGCUUUGUUGAGGGCAGUGGUUCUUUUAGUUUUAUCUGUCCUGGAGUCAUGUACCUAUUGUUACCUGCAGAGUCCUGAUGUUCUGGUGGCAAGUUGGAGCUCUACCUGAUGGCCAUAGAGAGCAGGACAUCUCUUUGUUCUUAGAUGGCAAGAGGUCCAUAUACUCAGCCUGUAGCCAGAAACAUGAUGGUGGGAAAAGGCUUAAGGGUAUUCUGAGGGGUGGGCUUCAUAACCCAGUGGGGAAAAAACCUGGUGUCUUUGCAUUAAUCAAAUAAUUGUAAUGAUGCACAUAUUUAAUAAAAUUGUAUCAUUUAAAAAAA